Eremothecium gossypii ATCC 10895 is the source of this 345-nucleotide messenger RNA. It is a transcript of the gene DAD1, whose product is annotated as Dad1p. The transcript has a single exon. The coding region runs from base 1 to 345 and encodes 114 amino acids. The record is from RefSeq and is marked provisional. Gene Ontology annotation, cellular component: mitotic spindle pole body; DASH complex; mitotic spindle. NCBI's taxonomy places the organism in Eukaryota, Fungi, Ascomycota, Saccharomycetes, Saccharomycetales, Saccharomycetaceae.
AUGAUCAUGUCCAAGGAUAUUGCUACGACCCCAGAACUGUCCGAACCAGACAAGUACUUCGUUGAGCAGCGCGAUUUGCUGCUACAAGAAAUCACCUCCACGUUAGACUCCAUCCUGAACAACUUAAAUGGCCUGAAUAUUUCCCUGGAGAACUCCAUCGCAGUAGGCAAAGAGUUUGAGAGCGUGUCCGAGCUUUGGAAGGUCUUUUACGACGGACUCGCGAACGGAGCGGCUCCUGGAGUUGCCGCAGCCAACCCGUCGUCUCAGGACCUGCCCACUGAGCCCGUCGCCGCGCACCAGAAUGCUGCAGCGGGCAAUAGUGACGCACCAGCGCCAUCGCAGUAG